Molecule: messenger RNA, 567 nt
Organism: Schistocerca cancellata (South American locust)
Lineage: Eukaryota; Metazoa; Arthropoda; Insecta; Orthoptera; Acrididae
Product: speckle-type POZ protein-like
Exons: 1
Coding region: 1-567 (188 amino acids)
Biological process (GO): regulation of proteolysis; proteasome-mediated ubiquitin-dependent protein catabolic process
Cellular component (GO): cytoplasm; nucleus
Molecular function (GO): ubiquitin protein ligase binding
Source: RefSeq, a predicted model, not a curated record
AUGUCGGCAGUUACGGAGGUUCAGAACACCACAACCGAGGCCCUGGCCGCCCUGCUAGACGGGGGUGAAGGCGCCCUGGUGACGCUCGUGGCGGGCGAGACGAGGGUGGCGGCUCACAGGGCCGUGUUGGCAGCCGCGAGCCCCGUGUUCGCAGCGAUGUUCGCGCACGGCAUGCUGGAGGCCAGCUGCGGCCAGGUGAGCAUCGACGACGUGGAGGGCCCGGUGCUGAGGCUCCUGGUGGCCUACACGUAUACCCUGCAGGCCCCCCAGCUGCCCGACACGGCCGCCCAGCUGCUCUCGGCGGCCGACAAGUACGGCUUGUCGGGCCUGAAGGCUGCCUGCGAGCGGCAGCUGAUCUCGCAGUUGGCCGUCGAGACCGCAGCGGCGACGGCCGUCAGGGCAGUGAGGCACUCGUGCCCGGACGCCACCAGGGCUGCCGUCGCCUUCAUAAAGCACCACCCGCAGGUGAUGGCCACGUGGGGCUGGGCAGACGCUGUGCUCGACUACCCACAAGAAGUCAACAAAGUCACCCGUCUGCUCGGUGAGCCACCAGCAGAAGCCAGGUAA